Dendrobium catenatum is the source of this 1153-nucleotide messenger RNA. Its product is annotated as coiled-coil domain-containing protein 124. The record is from RefSeq and is a predicted model, not a curated record. Gene Ontology annotation, cellular component: nucleus. Gene Ontology annotation, biological process: transcription by RNA polymerase II. Gene Ontology annotation, molecular function: transcription coactivator activity. The coding region runs from base 127 to 822 and encodes 231 amino acids. The transcript is spliced from 4 exons. NCBI's taxonomy places the organism in Eukaryota, Viridiplantae, Streptophyta, Magnoliopsida, Asparagales, Orchidaceae.
GGGAGUUACAACCGUCCAAGUGGGAAGUUUCGAGCCUGUUCCCUCUGCUUCUCCUCCUCUUGCCCUCCCCGCGCACUCGCCCAUCUUGAUUCACUCUCCGCGGUCGCAAUCGCCAGAACCAGCGAGAUGCCGAAGAAGUUGGGAACGAACACGAAGGCGGAAGCAGCCCGUGCUCGGAAGGGCGCGGCGGAGGCGGAGAAGAAGGAGCGCGAGUCCCGGGAACGGGAGGAGCGCUACUGGAAUGAGGCGGAGGGUCCGAAGUCUCGUGCUGCCAAGAAACGGGAGGAGGAGUUGGAGAAGCGCGCUGAGAUUGCCGCUCGACGAGCUGAGAAUCGCAAGCUCGCCGAGCAGGAGCUCCUCGAUCUGGAGAAGGCCAGUCGCAAGCCCGACCCUAAGGCUAACCGAGUCGCCGCCCCUGUACCUAAGGUAACCGAGGCCGAGUUAUCUCGCCUUCGAGAGGAAGAGCGUCUCCGUCUUCUACGAGAGGCCGAGGCUGCUAAGAAGCGCCAGAGCCGAACCGCGGACGAGGAAGAGUACGAGAGGAUGGUGCUCAUCAGCAACACCAACAGGGACGAUUCAGUCAUCGAAGCGCACUCCGUAGAUGAGGCGAUUGCGAAGAUGGUUGUCACCGACGCAACGCUACCACCGGAUCGCCAUCCAGAAAGGCGGCUCAAGGCUUCGUUUAAGGCAUUUGAAGAAGCUGAGCUUGCUAGGCUGAAGGAAGAGAAACCAGGUUUGACCCUGACACAGUACAGGGAUAUGGUAUGGAAACUAUGGAAGAAGUCCCCUGACAAUCCCCUUAAUCAACAGGCUUCUGAGUAAUGGUUAGGCUGCAACCAAUGUACCAUAAGGUCCUUGGAUGAUUUUGGUGUUUCCGAAUAAGUAAAAGGAAAAGACUCUCAUUGUUUUAUGUACCUUUGUAAUAAGUUGUUGCUUGCUGUUCAUCUUAUGAUAAAUGUGUUCGGUAAUUGUGGAAUUGAUUCAACAACUAUUAUGUAAUGAGUCAUGAUUAUCUGGUGAAUUGGCUGUAAGAAGAAGUGCAAACUGUGCAUGCACUUUAAUGAACAUUUGACAUUUCAUUAUGAUUAUGUUCUUUAUGGAAGUUGUUUUGCUACAAUUAAGGCUUUGUUUGAGAAAGAUUUUUUACUGUUUU